AUGUACGUGGUCUACCUACUACCAACAGACAGCCCAGUCGCGACGCAGCGGCAUUCGUACUGCGUCACAGGACCCGACAACACCACGAUGCAACGCCCUGCCGGCCUGUCCUGUCCGUCACGCAGCCAUCCGACACAUCACUUUGUCCAUGGUGGAUCUGAUGGGCCAGGGCCAGACAGCACAGGCCAGCCAGGGUCUCAUGCCCAGUCAAUGGCGGUCCUGUGCUGCCACGAAGACUUAGCGUGCUCGGCAUCCCCGCCACUUCAGCUUGCUUGUGCACCCCCCCCUGUCCACCGAACUUUCCUCCAGUCUUGUCCUCCUGGCGAAUCUCAUCGAUUUGCGACUCGAUCUCCCCCGGUUGGCAGCACGCCGUUUGGCCCCCUAGUUCCAUCGUUCGUGAUUCAUCCAUCCGUCGAGGGCUGGACGACGAUCAAGUAUGACCAUCUCUUUGCCGUUUGCCAUUACCUUUUCAUGAGAUCGAGGCCCAAGAUCGGAUUACAUGACCUACUGUGCUGCUUUGGACUGCUUGCUCUCACGAUUUGGCAUGGAUGGCUCGGCGGCAGCGACAACUGA
Molecule: messenger RNA, 573 nt
Organism: Purpureocillium takamizusanense
Lineage: Eukaryota; Fungi; Ascomycota; Sordariomycetes; Hypocreales; Ophiocordycipitaceae
Exons: 1
Coding region: 1-573 (190 amino acids)
Source: RefSeq, a predicted model, not a curated record